Messenger RNA from Exophiala xenobiotica, 2639 nucleotides. RefSeq names its product sodium/hydrogen exchanger 3. Gene Ontology annotation, cellular component: late endosome; fungal-type vacuole membrane; early endosome. Gene Ontology annotation, biological process: vacuolar acidification; proton transmembrane transport; sodium ion transport. Bases 227 to 2323 code for a protein of 698 amino acids. The record is from RefSeq and is a predicted model, not a curated record. Gene Ontology annotation, molecular function: sodium:proton antiporter activity. The transcript is spliced from 6 exons. Lineage: Eukaryota; Fungi; Ascomycota; Eurotiomycetes; Chaetothyriales; Herpotrichiellaceae.
CUCGUCUGCGAUAUAUUGUAGGUACAAGCACAAAGGAAACAUUGUCGCAGUCUGUGCCCCAACUCCGUCUCGCCUUGCCGUACAUCGCAAGUUCAUCUGCUUUUUCCACUUACUCGAGCGACAACUCUUCCGGAUUUCUCGGUGGUCGCCCGCUUGCUGUGCAUUCUCUCCGACAUGCUCAUUCUGUCGAAUAACGUCGAAUGAUCAUUCCAUCACCUGCGCCCAAAUGGCAUCCUCUCUCGUUGGCGCAACAUUGAAUAUCCUUCGCCGACAAGACGAAGAGAUAGACCCUGAUGAGCCCUCCGAGGCUGGCCAGAAAGAGAUCUUCUCAUCAUGGGCACUUUUCAUCCUGAUUAUGCUGCUGAUCGCAGCCCUAUUCACGAGUUAUAUGUUACAACAGAAGAGGAUUCAAGCCGUGCAUGAAACAGUCAUAUCGAUAUUCACUGGAAUGGUCGUCGGACUGGUAAUACGAAUCACGCCCGGAACAGCGAUACAAGACACCGUUAGCUUUGACUAUCAGUUCUUCUUCAACCUCCUCCUGCCGCCUAUCAUUCUAGCUUCUGGGUAUGAGCUGCAUCAGGCCAACUUCUUUCGAAAUAUCGGCACGAUCUUGACCUUCGCAUUCGCUGGGACAUUCAUAUCAGCCGUUUCUCUGGGCUUGAUUCUGUGGUUGUGGACGAGAGUUCCAUUUGAUGGCUUGACAAUAACCUGGGUUGAAGCCAUUUCCGUGGGCGCUACACUGUCCGCCACCGAUCCUGUCACCAUCCUGGCCAUUUUCAACCUCUACAAGGUCGAACCAAAAUUAUAUACUGUCAUUUUCGGCGAAUCCAUCCUCAAUGACGCCAUUGCUAUCGUACUGUUCGAGACUGCCCAGAGGUACAGGGAAGGGGCCUCUGGGAAUCUGAAUGUCAUCAGCCUCUUUGAGGCGAUCGGGAUCUUCUUGUUGGUCUUCUUUACCAGUUUGUUGAUCGGCGUGAUUGUGGGUGUCGGCACUGCUUUGACCUUGAAGUACACGCUUGUUCGAAGAUUCCCCAAGAUUGAGAGUUGUCUGGUGGUUUUGAUCGCAUAUGCAAGCUACUUCUUCUCAAAUGGCGUGCAUAUGUCAGGCAUUGUGUCCCUCUUGUUCUGCGGAAUCACCCUCAAACACUACGCGUACUACAACAUGUCGAGACGCACUCAACUCACCACCAAAUUCAUCUUCCAGAUCCUUGCUCAACUCUCCGAAAACUUCAUCUUCAUCUAUCUCGGCUUGACUUUGUUUACGGAAACAGACCUAGUCUUCAAGCCUCUGUUCAUCCUUGUCACCGUGGUCGGAAUUUGCGCAGCUAGAUGGCUUGCAGUAUUUCCCUUAUCCAAGGCGAUCAACUACAUCAUCCGUCUCCGCGCCAAGAGAAGGGGCCAGGAAGUCGCGGAAGAACUCCCCUGGCACUAUCAAGCCAUGCUCUUCUGGGCUGGUCUCCGUGGUGCCGUCGGUGUCGCUCUUGCCGCCGGUCUACAAGGAAACGAAGGACCUGCUCUCCGCGCAACAGUCCUGGUCGUGGUGGUGCUCACAGUCAUCAUCUUCGGCGGUACAACAGCACGCAUGCUCGAGAUCUUGGGCAUUCGGACAGGUGUUGUCGAUGAAAUCGACUCGGACGACGAAUUCGAUAUCGAGACAGCCAACGGCGGCACCUACUACAAGCGCUCAGGCACGGCGUUCGGGCAUAACCCCCGCCCCUCAAAUAUCGGCCUCGACUACCUCCAGAGCGCUCCCCACAACCACUCCGGCCGUCCAAACGGAUCAGCUUCGCGUCCGCGCCCAGAUAGAGGGUACAGCAGCAGUAACGGUGCAUCCCCACCGUUCGACAAGCCCAAGCGCGGUGGCAACCAUCGCAAGAAUUCGAACAUCAGCCAGCGUGAGCGCGAGCUUGCGGCGCAGCAGGGCAAGCUUUUGGUGGAGCAAAUCAGCGGCUCGACCAGCGAUGAUGACGAAGACGCCGCUGAUCUCGACCUACCUCCUGCCGCACCGAGACGAAAACCUUCACCGCUAACCAUGGGCAAUGCCGGCGGACCGUAUGCGAAUGAUCCACGCACACGCUCCGCGCCAGAUGUCGUACUCAACGGUAGCGACGAAGGGGGCGCUGACGGAGAUAUGGGUGUCGCUGGAUCCGCCACGGGAGGAACGUCGUCCGGCCCGAUGGCGAGCAGUAGUAUAAGGAAUCUCCUGCGUGGGGCGACGGCAGACCAUACGGCCUGGUUCAAGCAGUUGGACGAGGAUUUCAUCAAGCCUCAUUUACUGCUGGAUCAGCAUCAGGGCCAGGGGAAAGGGCCUCCUCCUGUAUAAGGAUCAAUGAGCGUGUAAUUGGGUUUGGGACGGGGAUUUUUCUUCCGAAGGGUUUCAGUUCGGAAGUUUUGCACAUUUAGACCUUGACCUUCGGCUAUGAGUCUGCAACGGGAUGGAGGGGUCGGUCCAAUGGAUCGAGAUGAAUAUAUGGACUGAUUGAGUUGCUUAGGGGCUGGCCUUCGGACCUGCUGGGCGUUUUUACAAGAUGGAUGGCAUAUCCAAGGCGCAUCACCGCGUAAUAUCCCCGCGGAUCCUAUCUACGCGAGUGCGCGGUGCAGGGUGUAGAAUCGGGAAAUGAAUACGGAGUAUUUCUAGC